GGGAAAGUUUUUCUGGUGAGUGGGUUCUUCCGCAACUAAGUGAGUGAGAAUGAAAAUGUUGCAGGUGGCAAUAGUGCAAUUGGCUGCGUUGCAGGUUUUUGUUAUUUUUUUGAGUGGUGGUGCUGAUUACAUACCGCCUUCAAGGUUGGAUGGGUUCGUCUACCAAAAUGGGUACUUAGAUUUGGAUACUGUUUUGAUAGAAGCGUUUUAUGAUCCGGUGUGCCCAUACAGCAGGGAUUCAUGGCCUCCACUCAAACAAGCUCUUCAUCACUAUUCUUCUCGGGUUUCGUUCCUCCUUCAUCUCCUCCCUUUACCUUACCAUGACAAUGCUUUCGUCGCGACCCGUGCUUUGCACAUUGUGAACACAUUGAACGCAUCUGCAACGUUCCCCUUGCUGGAAUGGUUCUUCAAGCAUCAGGAGAAAUUUUACGGGGCCCAAACACGGAACUUAUCUAGGGCUUCUAUUGUAGAUGAGAUAGUGAAGUCUGCAACAGAAGCAGCUGGGAGCUCUUAUUAUAACGCCAUAAAGCAUGGCUUCAAUGACACAAAAACUGAUUAUCAGACCAGAGUUUCUUUCAAGUACGCUGCUUCGAGAGGGGUGUAUGGAACGCCUUCUUUCUAUGUCAAUGGAUUCUUGUUGCCUGAUACUGGAGCUACCGCUGACUACAAGACUUGGAGGAAGGUCAUUGAUCCAUUGGUUGGUGUGAAGAAGAGUAUCCAGAAUGAAGAGUCCCUUCGUUUCUUCUUGUAAAAAUUGUGGGAAUGUAAAGCCCAGUUGCAUUAGCACUUUAUCAUUGAAGGAAUCCAAAUAAAGAGUGUCUCGUAGCUGCUAGUGUCGAGAAUGCAAUAAUGGAAUCAACUGUUAUAAAACAUUCCUUAGUCCUUGCAUAUACAUAUGUGGCAUGGGUUGGAAAUUCGUAUA
Molecule: messenger RNA, 922 nt
Organism: Glycine soja
Lineage: Eukaryota; Viridiplantae; Streptophyta; Magnoliopsida; Fabales; Fabaceae
Exons: 4
Coding region: 50-751 (233 amino acids)
Source: RefSeq, a predicted model, not a curated record